AUGUUUCCUCAUUCAAAUCCAGCUCGCCCUCAUGAUGAGCUGUACAUGGCCAACACUAUCUCCCAAGACCUGAGCAAAGACGCCUCACAAGAGCAACUGAUUCCUGCUUCGUUUGGAGGGAGAUUUCCUCCCCCUAUUGAUGAUACAUAUUACAUUCCAAAUGCUAGAACGAAGCAAGAAAACCACAAUAACCAGGACUACUCAUUCCAACUGAUGCUGCAAGAACGGGAGAAUGUCGCUCGACGAAACAGCAGCGCAUACCAAAGGCCAGUAGAGCCUAGCCUCCCUGUUCCUUCAUUUGGGCCAUCGGUACUCAACAACCAAAACAUACCAGGUCCUUUUCCACCAGGUCCUGUGCCUUAUCAAUAUGCCCAAAGCCUGGUGCAUCCUACCAAUGCCCCUUACCCUCCUCCAGGCCCUCCUCGAGGGCCUCAGGUUCCCAGUACACCGUCUGUGGAGUCAUACGAUAUGAACCCACAGUACCCAAACACCGUUCGCUCAGACACGUACACUCCUCCCAGUCAAGGAAGUGUCUCUUUAUCAGAGGCCAAUGACCUCAAGGCCCAAAUUGCCGCCCUUCGAGACAAGGUCCGGGAGCUAGAAGGAAAACCCGCCCUGCCCAUAGCCUCAAAGUAUCAGGUCCUUUAUCGGAUUGAGAAAGAUAGCACCUAUGGCGUGGACGAUAGUGACGAUGAAUUCGGCCCUAGUAGGCCCAGACGACACAGGUCUCAGGCUAGGUCCCAAACCAGGUCUCCAUGGAUGGGCGUUUAUACCGACCCCCCUGAGCUUAUCCAUCGAAGCAUGGGUGCGCCAUAUUUACGCUGCAAUGAUCCGCUGAUCAACUUCGAGCUGUACCUCGCCCUCAAUAAAGACAUAUCCUUUGUAGUUUUUCGGAACUACAGAAGAAGGUUUGAGCGGCAGUCAUCGGACACAAAGUAUGGCAAGCCAGAACCAUUCAGCGAGAACAUUUUCCCAGUGUCUGAAGAUCUCAAAUAUGUGGUCGCAGACUUUCUCGGGGGUAAAGAGUUCCAAUCCAUGCAGAACGACUACCGGGAAAGGGGAGAGGUCCAGUCGCCUUACCUCUUUGUUUACCAUAAUCGGGGUGCCGGAGAAUCCGAAAUCAAACGAGGACUGAGCUCUGAAGCGCAAAGACAAUUUGAUCUCUUCAUGGACUACGUCCAGGAGACUUGCGGCAAUGAGUACACUGCAGCAGACCUGCUUUUUGAAAAAGGCAAAAUUCGCCCCGAAUACGUUCAAUACCUCUUCAAGCCUAACCAAGUCCUGAUUUCGACACAAAACAAGGAGCAUAUAGGUUAUGUAGCCAGGGACUGGCCAUCUCAAGCCUUAGACGUUUAUGGAACCAGCAAUGUUUGUUGGUGGAUCGAUGCCCAGACCUGGGACUUUGAUGGCGACUUCUAUAAAUACCGGACAAGGCUCAGUUUUGAGAUGCCAAAGUCACAGCGUGUUAUGGAGAUGCCAUCGUCGCCGGAAGCGGAUUAUUCUCUACCCAACAGUGACCCGGACAAAGAGUGUGAUAUCACCGAUCUUGCAGUAUUCCCAAUCAAGUAUGCCCCUGAGUAUCUCGUCCGGAAGCUUCAGCGCCGCGGGGAGAUUUUCUGGACAUUCCGCACACAGAAGUAUGUGUCCUAUCAGGCGACCGAGGAAGAGAACUUCCAGACCAUGGCCGACGACCGAUACAUCAUAGACAUGAAGACAUACAAGAGACUGCAUCCAGUCCCGACCGGAUAUUUGCGAGACGGCCCACGCAAUAAGACACUCGACGAUCGAGCCAUGGCUAGAGCACAACCCCCACCAGAGCCAUUCAACAUGUUGAUGCCUCCGAGGGUGACUGGCUUCAACCUUCGGCGCAAGAAAUGGUUCCAUCUGUCAGUCGACCGCAUCUCGCAUGUCGAAUGGAACAAAGACGCCUUCAAGAGUCUUGCUAUCGACUCCAAAUCCAGAGACCUUAUUGAAGCACUGGUGACCAACUACGUCAAGCCCGAGUACUCUGCCGAUCUGAUCGCCGGCAAAGGCAAUGGGCUUAUCUUGCUUCUGCACGGCGGGCCAGGGACAGGCAAAACACUGACUGCAGAGAGUGUGGCUGAAAUAGCCGAGAGGCCUCUCUACCGAGUCACAUGUGGCGACGUCGGAACUAAGCCAGAGGAGGUGGAGAAGUACCUGGAAUCCGUGCUCCACCUGGGUAAGAUUUGGAACUGUGUAGUCCUGCUCGAUGAAGCAGACGUUUUCCUCGAGCAGCGCGGUCUAGAAGAUCUGAACAGGAACGCGCUCGUAUCGGCAUUCCUGCGCGUGGUGGAGUAUUUCGAGGGAAUCCUGAUCUUGACCACCAACCGGGUAGGCACCUUCGACGAGGCGUUCAAGUCGCGUAUCCAGCUAGCACUGCACUAUCCCCCGCUCGGCGAGGAGCAAAGACGAAUCAUUUGGAAUACUUUUAUCAAGCGGCUGGAUGGGUUCGAUGAAGACGGUAUUGAUGUUAAGAAUCUUAUGGGGAGCUUGGAUGUGCUUCAAAGGGAGAAGUUGAAUGGUCGGCAAAUUCGGAAUGCCAUCACGACUGCUCGUCAGUACGCGAAAUGGAAAAAAGAGGUCCUCAAGUAUGAUCAUCUCAAGGACGUGAUCGAGGUGUCUGCGAAGUUCGAUGAUCACUUGGAGAACAUCCACCGCGGUGGUCUCAUGCAGUUUUGA
Molecule: messenger RNA, 2700 nt
Organism: Penicillium griseofulvum
Lineage: Eukaryota; Fungi; Ascomycota; Eurotiomycetes; Eurotiales; Aspergillaceae
Product: ATP-binding protein
Exons: 2
Coding region: 1-2700 (899 amino acids)
Molecular function (GO): ATP binding; ATP hydrolysis activity
Source: RefSeq, a predicted model, not a curated record